GUCUGUGAUUAGGAUUAGUUGUUCAAUAACAUAUUAUCACUGCUGUCCAUAGGCGAAUACAGACCAAGAACAUGAAACUGUUUCUCUGUAUAUCAGUACUGGGUACUAUGUUAGCGCUAUGUAAAGAAACUUUCGCUGUUUCUUCAGACGAUGCAUUUAACAUACUACGUGAAAGAAGGAAACCAAGAACUAAGCCUGCAUGUCCAGACGGAUGCAAACUUAAAAGAAAAAUCAACAAGUUUGAAACCGCUUUGCAAAACCGACUUGCUAGCAUUGAAGAUGCAUGUCUUCCCAACAAUAUCUCAUCUCGUAUUGGAAACCAAAGUAUUGACAUCGGGCCUUAUAUGGCUGAAAUGCAACGAAAUAUUUCGGCCGGUGUGCAAUCGGAUGUUGAUCAGAUUGUGUUGGAACUCAAAGAAACGAUCACAGAUAACCUGGCCACUGUCCAGACUUCAGUAAAUGAGAUGAACACCGUGUUAAGAACCAUUCCAUCCACACUAGUUCGUUUCACCACAGAUUUAAUACAACCACCUACGGAAGAUACUGUUGCAUCCGGACCGUCUUCUCUGGAUCUCACAAUAAUGAACGCAACUUUGAGAAGAUUAACUCACCAGAAUAAAAUACUGCUGAGAAAAGCAAAGGCUGCCACUGAUCUAAGUACCGUAAUCCGCGAACAGAACCUUAUUCUGAGUGGACAGAAUCGUGAAUUGAGAUUACAAACGCAAAGCCUGAACCAAAGGACAAGAACGCUCCAAACAAGACUCGAUGAUCUUGAAGCUGUGGUUGCACUGCAUAACCGUUCGUUAGAGGGCGACCGAGAGUCCGUGACAUCAGAUUCUGAUAUAACCGCACUAUCAGAACGUGUAAAUGACGUCACGAAUGACGUCACGAGCAUCGGAACUAGAUUAAACCGUGUAGAAAACUGGGUAGCAGAUGGGGAGAGCGACGGAGGGAGACCAUUACCGCCAAUACCUGUAGCUUUACACCCGCAACCUGAUGUGCCACCUAACGAUUGCCAAGAGCUGUAUAACCUUGGAUACACAGAAUCUGGCGUGUACAGGAUCCACCCAUGGCAGUCACGUGAAACAUUUGAAGUGUUUUGUGAGCAGAAUUACUAUGGAGGUGGGUGGACCGUCAUUCAACGACGCCGAGAUGGAAGUGUCGAUUUUAACAGAGAUUGGAACGAUUAUGCACUCGGAUUCGGGGAGCCAUCCGGCGAAUAUUGGCUUGGGAACGAAAAUAUUCACCAAUUGACAAAUCAAAACACUUUCCGUCUGCAUAUUGUACUGCUGGAUUGGGCGGGCAACCGAGCAUAUGCUGAGUAUGAAGGCUUUCGUGUCAGUAGUUCCAGGGAUUACUACAGCGUGAGCCUUUGAAAGCUGCGCGGAGCGCCACAGCGCAGGCUGGUGGUACAGGGCAUGCACUGACUCCAAUCUUAACGGUCGUUAUAUAACAAGCGAUAACUUCGGGCGCUGCAAUGGCGCGGACUGCCUUGGAAUUCAAUGGAAUACGUGGCACGACGAAGGCUAUUCGUUAAAAGCUACGAUGAUGAUGGUCAAAAGUGCUGCAGUGCUUCCAAGUUCUUAAAUGACUGUAUACGCUGUCUGUUCGGUUCCAUAUACUGCAAUCUAUUUUUAAAUUGAAUGUUAACAUGGAUAAUUACAAAUCACGAUAUUGCUUUGUAAACUUAGUGUUUGUUUAUCCUACCAUAUACAUUGAUAUAUAGUAGGGGGGGGGGAGGGUCAACACCUUUAGCACAUAAUAUCUAAAUAUCCUUAUCGGUUUUAAACAAUUAAAACUAUCUAUUAGCCUAUAUGGGAGUUGUGGCGAUACGGGUUCAUAAUUCUUUAAAUGUUUUUUGUUUACCACCGAAUUGGGGGGAAAAAUAGAAUUUUUAUCUUUGUUCUUCCCCACCCUAUUAUAUUGACUACAAAAGUGUUCGGAAGUUUCCACUAAUUUUACAACUCAGACACAUUUGACAUCAGCUAAUUUAAAAUCUAACCUAUAACAGUGACAACUAAAGCAUGAUGUAAUAUUCUACUUCGGUCUAAAUUGACAGAAUUAUAACCGUAGCCUCGCGACUUUAAAACAGCGUUGUUAUUGGGCACGUAGUGACCAUUUAUAGAUUAUUUUUCGUGCCACAGUUGGUCUUUUUACACGAUAUUUUCGGUAUAUCUUAAUAAUUAGUUAUCGCAUUUAGUCUUUUAGUUGAAUGUCUUGACGAAACCAAAUCAAAUUAAAUAUAUUCUUGAA
Ciona intestinalis (vase tunicate) is the source of this 2253-nucleotide messenger RNA. The record is from RefSeq and is a predicted model, not a curated record. NCBI's taxonomy places the organism in Eukaryota, Metazoa, Chordata, Ascidiacea, Phlebobranchia, Cionidae.